Molecule: messenger RNA, 1133 nt
Organism: Anguilla anguilla (European eel)
Lineage: Eukaryota; Metazoa; Chordata; Actinopteri; Anguilliformes; Anguillidae
Gene: dcps
Product: decapping enzyme, scavenger
Exons: 6
Coding region: 49-1047 (332 amino acids)
Biological process (GO): deadenylation-dependent decapping of nuclear-transcribed mRNA
Cellular component (GO): nucleus; P-body
Molecular function (GO): hydrolase activity; RNA 7-methylguanosine cap binding
Source: RefSeq, a predicted model, not a curated record
GUUCUCUCCAUACCUGUGAUUGGCUAUUUGUAACGUUUGAACAAAAAGAUGGCGGACUCUGGAAAACGCAAAAUAGAGGUAGUUGGUGGAGAUAAGGAAUCAGAGGGACACGGGGAGACGCAUAAAUUCAGAAAAGUUACCGGUAAUGAGCCAGGAGAAGGCAAUGGCGCAGCAUCUGAUUUUCUGCUGUCGGGCUUCGAAAAAAUAGAGGUUCUCCGGGACUCGGCGCGGGAGAAAAACAUAUUCAUUCAUGGCAAGAUUGCUGGCCAGGAGGCCGUGGUCAUUUUGGAGAAGACUCCUAUCAGAGAGGAAACCCUUCCGGAGAUUUUCAAAGACUCUCGUCUGGAGCUUGAAAUGAAGAAUGACAUCUACAGUACCUACAAAUUGCAGCCUCCUCCCCACCUCAACGAGAUAAAGACCACGGUGGUGUGUCCGGCCACCGAGAAGCACGUGAAGAAGUACCUGCGCCAGGAGACCUACCUGCUGGAGGAGAGCGGGGAGGACUACCUGUCCAUCACCCUGCCCUUCAUCCAGAGCCAGAGCUUCAGCGUGCAGUGGGUCUACAACAUACUGGAGAAGAAAGCUGAGGCAGAUCGAAUUAUUUAUGAGGAUCCAGACCCUGAGCUCGGAUUCGUCCUGCUGCCGGAUUUCAAGUGGGACCAGAAGCAGCUGGAUGACCUCUAUCUGAUCGCCAUUGUUCACCGGAGGGACCUCAAAAGCCUGCGGGACCUGAGAUCAGAGCACAUUCCGUUGCUGAGUAACAUCAGGAAGGGAGGACAGGAGGCCAUUCGGAAGCGGUACGGUGUCCCGGCCAACAAGCUGAGGGUGUACCUGCACUACCAGCCGUCCUACUACCACCUGCACGUCCACUUCACCUCGCUGAGCUACGACGCGCCGGGCUCCGGCGUGGAGCGGGCGCACCUGCUCUCCGACGUGCUCCAGAACCUGGAGGCCGACCCCCGGCACUACUGCUCUCGCACCCUCUGCUUCCCCGCGAGGGCCGACGACGGCCUUCUCCGCAAGUUUAAGGAGGCCGGCAAGGUGUAGAGUUCUUGCCGUCUGAACGAGAACGCGCGUCUGCGGUGCUCCGUUAAAAAAUUUUUUUAAAAUAAAAUCGUAGUAGCUUUGCUCAG